AUGCCCGUUCCGGCCGUUUUUAUCGUUUGCAAAAGAAAGCGUACCGCUUCCAAUAAUAACCGUAGUAAUUCCAAUGUUUGGUUGGGAAUUAAGUCAAAAGUCAUAAGUCAAAGUCAUGACUUUUUAAGUCACUUUAAGUCAAUUUUUGCAUAA
Gaeumannomyces tritici R3-111a-1 is the source of this 153-nucleotide messenger RNA. RefSeq lists its product as hypothetical. The transcript has 3 exons. The record is from RefSeq and is a predicted model, not a curated record. Bases 1 to 153 code for a protein of 50 amino acids. Lineage: Eukaryota; Fungi; Ascomycota; Sordariomycetes; Magnaporthales; Magnaporthaceae.